This is a messenger RNA of Cetraspora pellucida, 720 nucleotides long. The record is from the annotation of a GenBank genome assembly. NCBI's taxonomy places the organism in Eukaryota, Fungi, Glomeromycota, Glomeromycetes, Diversisporales, Gigasporaceae.
AUGGAUUCCCAAUCUAUUAUACAAAAAAACAGAAAGAAAGAACUUCUACCUAUGAAACUAUUUCUUAUGGAUAUAGAUGAAGCUAAUAAACAUGUUGCAUCUUAUUGUCAAUCUCAUCCAGCUAGUCCAACAUGGCCCUUUAGAAUGAUAGUUACAGGAAAAAGUAGAUCAGGUAAGACUAAUAUCUUAACAAAUCUUUUUCUCAGUGAUAAAGCUGAAUACAUAUAUAAAGAAAAAAAAGGUGGUAGGAGAUAUAUUUCUUGUGAUGAUUUAAUAGUUUGUGGUUAUCAUCCUGAUGAGCCAAAAUGGGCAUUUGUUAGAUAUAUGUAUGGCAUAAUUUCAAAAGACCCAAAAGCACCUUAUUAUGAAAAUAUACGAUUUAGCUAUAUAUCACCAGAAAAAAUCCCUAGUAUAAAAGCAUUUUCACCUGAACGAAGUAUAGCAAUUGUUUUUGAAGAUUUGUGUCUCACUUCAGAACAUAUACAGAAUCGAAUUGGCCAAUUUUUUGGAAAUAGCUCAUAUGAAGAUGUCUCUAAAAUUAUUCGUCGAUAUACAGAUGAUAUAAAAAAUGCAUCAAUGGUUAUUAACAGUUACUUACGCAAAGGUGAAUUUAUUGUGUUUGAUUUAGAUAGGCCAGAAGAUGAUCCACUACUCUAUGGAUUUGCAGAAAGAGAUAGAGUUACAUCAAAAGCACAAGAUAAAAAAUGCAUUGCCAGCUGA